AUGAAGCUGAUCGCAUACCUCCUCCUGGCCCUCUCCGCCAUCAGCGGUGCCUUCGCCGUCGAGGCGCAGAAGUCCUUCAUCAUCUCUUUCCCCGAAGACACCGCCGACAGCGUGGUCUCAGCCGCGAAGAAGCAGAUCGCAGAUGCAAAGGGUGUCAUCACCCACGAGUACACCAUAAUCAAGGCCUUUGCCGCGACCGCUGGGGAGAAGGUUUACGAGAGUCUACAGGUCUGGGCCCAGGACACCGGCGCGAUCGUCGAGGAGGACCAGGUCGUCUCGAUUGACAAGCAGCACUCUUAA
Messenger RNA from Diaporthe citri, 300 nucleotides. RefSeq lists its product as uncharacterized. Bases 1 to 300 code for a protein of 99 amino acids. The record is from RefSeq and is a predicted model, not a curated record. Gene Ontology annotation, biological process: vacuole fusion, non-autophagic. NCBI's taxonomy places the organism in Eukaryota, Fungi, Ascomycota, Sordariomycetes, Diaporthales, Diaporthaceae. Gene Ontology annotation, molecular function: endopeptidase inhibitor activity. The transcript has 2 exons.